CAACACCACUCCCUGUUCCAUCCCAAGGUGCUCCACACAGCCACACAGAGAAAAACAGAGAGAAAGUGCGAGAAAGCGCGAGAAAGUGAGAGAAAUCAACCAAACCGGAGAUGGGUAGCUCGUCGGAGGACUUCUCGGUGGUGGUACUGGCAUCGGAUCUGGGUAUAGAUGCGAGGCCAUUCUUGACGAACGAAGAAAGAGAGGUCGAAGAACAAGAGAAUUGGUACGACUGCCCUCAGAACCUUAUUGCCGACGAGGACUUCUCCGAUCUCGAGCUCUUGCAGUUCUUUCGUGUUCAGGGCCAUGACAAGUCUGGAAAUCGUAUUUUUCGCAUAGUGGGAAAAUACUUUCCCGCUCCAGUUGUUAGUGGAGAUAGGCUGAAGAGGUAUAUAUUCCACAAAUUAUGCAGUGAGCUUCCAGAAGGGCCAUACUGCAUUGUUUACAUGCAUAGUACUGUGCAAAAGGAGGAUAACUCCCCUGGCAUAACUAUCUUAAGGUGGAUUUAUGAAGACCUUCCUUCAUAUUUGAAGGACAGGCUUCAGAUUGUGUACUUCAUUCACCCUGGGCUCCGAUCAAGACUUGUCUUUGCCACUCUUGGCCGAUUCUUCUUAACUGGAGGCCUAUAUUGGAAAAUCAAGUAUGUAAGCCGCCUGCAGUACCUUUGGGAGGAUAUAAAGAAGGGAGAGGUGGAAAUUCCUGAAUUCGUGAAAGGUCACGAUGAUGUUCUCGAGCAUAGACCGCUAACAGAUUAUGGCAUUGAACCCGACCCUCUUCACAUGAUUGAGGUUCCGUCAACAGCCUACUCAUUUGGAAGGUAUGAGGAGAGAUGGGCAUCAAGAGAAUAUACGUCGUAAUUGGUACUAUGUAAAGAGCCCUUCCCUACUAAUUGGGAUUUAGGCGUCAAUAAGUUGGCUUGAUAGGUGGCUAUCCCAUAUAUGCAUGUUUUGUACAGAAUAAUACUGAUGUGGUGUUGAGUAGUUUGU
Messenger RNA from Prunus avium (sweet cherry), 983 nucleotides. Its product is annotated as SEC14 cytosolic factor family protein / phosphoglyceride transfer family protein. The record is from RefSeq and is a predicted model, not a curated record. Lineage: Eukaryota; Viridiplantae; Streptophyta; Magnoliopsida; Rosales; Rosaceae.